AAAUGACCGAGACCAUGGUGACGGCGACAACGUGCCCGAAUCCUGCCGAACGAAGUAAUGGAGAGGCGACAGGAGUACGAUCAUCUGUGGAAGACGUUUUUGAUGAUACUUACAAAGAAAGAGAAGGUCCUAAACCGCCAAUGCAGAUAGUAUGGAGAAACGUUAUAUUAAUGGGUUUUCUGCAUAUAGGAGCUCUGUAUGGAUUCACAGUUCUACCCUCCGCCUCAGUAUUGACCUUGGCGUGGUCGGCGGUGUGCUUCUUGAUUAGCGCGCUAGGAGUGACGGCAGGCGCCCAUCGGCUGUGGAGCCACCGCUCGUACAAAGCCUCCCUGCCCCUGAGAGUCUUCCUCGCCUUCGCCAAUUCCAUGGCUUUUCAGAACGAUGUCUACGAGUGGGCUCGGGAUCACAGAGUCCAUCACAAAUACUCAGAGACUGACGCUGACCCCCAUAAUGCCGUGCGGGGCUUCUUCUUCUCCCACAUCGGCUGGCUGCUGGUGCGGAAGCAUCCGGACGUGAUUGAGAAGGGGAAGAAACUGGAGCUGGCCGAUCUGAGGGCUGAUAAAGUGGUCAUGUUCCAGAGAAAGCAUUACAAGCUGUCGGUGCUGCUGAUCUGUUUCGGAGUGCCCAUGCUGGUGCCCUGGUACAUGUGGGGGGAGUCCCUGUGGGUGGCGUACUUCGUGCCGGGACUCCUUAGAUACACCGUCGUCCUCAACUCCACCUGGCUGGUCAACAGCGCCGCCCACAUGUGGGGGAACAGGCCCUACGACAAGACCAUCAACCCCCGAGAGAACAAGUUCGUCUCGUUCAGUGCCAUAGGGGAAGGGUUUCAUAACUACCACCACACAUUCCCCUUUGACUACUCCACCAGCGAGUUUGGCUACAAGGUGAACCUGACCACCUGUUUCAUCGACCUCAUGUGCUUCCUGGGCCUGGCCUCGGACCGCAAGAAGGCGUCCCGCGAGGUCGUUCACGCCCGCAUCCAGCGCACGGGCGACGGCAGCCCCCGCAGUGGCUAGCCGAAAGCCGCUCGGCCCGCCACGGCAACCACAGUACGGCUUUGACAUCUCACCAGUUCAGCCAUUUCCCCAGGUAGUUCAGAUUAAUAUUGGCUUUAAUGAACCUGGCCCUUCAAACGAUGUUCUCACAAUUAAUUUCUGAAUCGGUAGCGCUUGCGUGUGUUUUGACGGGGAAGACGUCUGUUAGCCAGAGGUACUCGGGCGACCGGUUCCUUGGAUGGUCAGCCCAGGGGUUGGGUCCACGUAGAGUGGCUGGUUGUGGACCGUGUCUGGGCUCUACCCUGGCCAGAGGACUGGUCAAAAUCCAUGAUAUUUCACACAUUUCUCUAGACAAAUUGUAAUCUAUGGAGUAAUUCAUGAUCCAUACUUCAUAACUUGGGUACAGCUAAUUUCAAGUUUAAUUUUUUAGCAAACCUGUUUCCACAUGCAGAAGCCACAGGUUAGGAUUGUCAGUUAUUUGGUCAUACGUAUUAGAACAUGUUAAACAGUUUGUGUACUUUGACUAAGCUGUUGAAUGCUUCUGGGGGCAGGCUCCUCUUCAAAUUGAAGGAUGUCUUCCUCCGGAUGGGUGCUCACAUCCCACCAGGAUAAGCUGUCCAACUGCCAGUGCUGACUUGUUGGCCAAAAUGAAGUUGUAUUUAUAGUAAUUAUGCAGACAGCAUAAUCAUUUCACGGUCUUACUUUUUUGGAGGUGCUCGGGUUGCUUGUGCUGCUGUUUGCACACGCAAGUCCUGUGGUCUUUCAUUUUCAAGCGGUUCGGUUUAGGCUCUGUCUGUUUGUGGCCGAGCUCCUGCCCACAAAGGUGGACUGGGAGAACGCGGCACUCAGCACAGUUACAGUAACUCUUGGUUCACAAGCCUCCUCUGCCCUGAAGACCUUUGCUAGAUGCUCAGUGGGGUUGUGUUGCAAGUGCAUUGGUCGGGAAGAUGGCUGAAAUGGAACCUGACAAAAGAGUGCUUCCUCUUCAUUUCUUCUGUUGGCCAAACUUUUCAGAAGUUUCAAAAUGGCCGAUGGCUGGUUCGCCUUAUUGUAUUUCGGUAAUCGGAGCCCAACCGAGUCAGGAAACCACAUUUUCCCCGUGCCUUAUGACUUCAGUCCUUUUCCUGAUCGUUCUUCUACCAAGGGAAUGGACUUCUGUUAACUGGACAAAAAAAAUCCAUGUUUAUCAGGUUUUCCGAGGGGAGAAACAAGCAGUCCCUUUCUCAGACUGCAGUCUUCAGUGUUUUAAUUUUGGAUAACUGGCGAGUCUUUCAGAUGUGUCGGGUUCAGAGGGAAAGGCUUGGCCAUUUGUCUUAAACCUGAUGGGAGUGUUGCUAUCGGUGACUGAGUUCUUUGCUACAAUUAUGAGCAAACUAAAGCACUUACUAAACUCCAAAAAUGGCUUUGUGACAGACUUGCUUCCCUCGCGAUAAUCAAUAAUCCAAAAAGAACUGUUGCUAGCCUGUGUUCUUCAGGGACAAAUUAUUUGUAUUUUGUAACAUGUGUGUACUGUAGUUUCUUAGUAACAUUUAAACAGUGUUUUGAACUAAACUGAACUAAAAAAAAUAAAAGUAAAUAAAAAAGGCCUUGCCCUAUUGUUUUGCAGUGCAAUUUUCCCCCCUGUGUUAACCUUGAAUUCAGAAUGCCUUAAAAAUGAAACACUUUGGCAAGGAAUGUUAUGACCUGUAUGUACUGUAAAUGUACACACAUUUUCUACAAGAUCGAAAGUAUACUGUUGUGUUAUACUGUGGUAAUCAAUUUCUUUUCAUAAUCAAAUAAAAGAAAUUA
Molecule: messenger RNA, 2783 nt
Organism: Anguilla anguilla (European eel)
Lineage: Eukaryota; Metazoa; Chordata; Actinopteri; Anguilliformes; Anguillidae
Gene: scdb
Product: stearoyl-CoA desaturase b
Exons: 5
Coding region: 3-1016 (337 amino acids)
Biological process (GO): unsaturated fatty acid biosynthetic process; response to fatty acid
Cellular component (GO): endoplasmic reticulum membrane
Molecular function (GO): iron ion binding; stearoyl-CoA 9-desaturase activity; palmitoyl-CoA 9-desaturase activity
Source: RefSeq, a predicted model, not a curated record